AUGCCCAACUCUACUAUCUACAAUGCCACUGAGAUAUCAGACUCGCAACACAAAAUUGCAAAAUCUGCAGCAGUAUUCAGUCCCUCCAGUGAAAAAGAAAGCAACCAGCACAGUGACAAUGAGAAUAUUCGCCGCGAUAAUGAGGAACAUAUCUCACAUGAUGCCCAAGCCGGUGUUCAGAAAAUACAGGCCGCUGCGGCAGUCUGGAGUAGGAAGCAUCUCAUAGCAGCACAUGUCUUUAUAUUCCUCAUCUAUUUUGUCGCCUCGCUCCAGGAGGUUGUAGUCCGUUCCUUGAAUCCAUAUGUUACGAGUUCAUUCUCCUUACAUUCCCUGACAGCGGCUACAAACAUCAUGUCGAGCAUCAUAGGCGGAGUUGCAAAGAUCCCGACCGCUAAGAUUCUCGACACAUGGGGCAGGCCUCAGGGAAUCGGGCUCAUGACCUUCAUUUGGACGAUAGGCUUUAUUAUGAUGGCUGCUUGUAACAGUGUCCAAACUUACGCAGCAGCACAAGUAUUUGCAGUCACUGGUGCUCAGGGCGUUAGUUACUGUUUGACUGUUUUCAUUGCUGAUACCUCCUCUCUAAAGAAUCGUUCUCUUAUGCUAGCUGUUGCUACGACUCCAUAUAUAGCAACUACCUGGCUGGGUGCACCAGUUUCCCAGAGCAUAAUCAGUGGACCUGGUUGGAGAUGGGGGUUCGGCGCAUUCGCCAUAGCGGCUCCUGUGGCUGUUGCUCCCCUGAUUAUUCUCUUCUUAUACCAUCAGAAAAAGGCACAAAAGGCAGGCAUCAUCAAACAUCAAAAGAUCGAGGUUAGUUUUCGAUCUUUGAAACGGUAUGCUAUUGAUAUUGACCUUGUGGGUAUCGUUUUACUUGCUGGAGGCAUGUCAUUAUUCCUCCUGUCAUUCAGCCUUUAUUCGUAUCAAUCUGAAAAGUGGAGGUCUCCAAUGAUCAUCUGCAUGAUCACUUUUGGUGGAGCUUUGCUUAUUCUAUUUGCCUCCUACGAGAAGUUCUGGGCACCUAAGACGUUUAUCCCAUUCGAAAUUCUCAUGGAUCGAACCGUGUUCAGUGCCGGACUGAUGUUCGUCUUUGUGUUUUUCAAUUCCAUGGUGUGGGGGAGCUAUUUCUUUUCUAUGUUGCAGAUUGUCUGGAAUCAGAGUGUCACGAACGCGACGUACAUUAACGGAAUAUAUCGGACUGGCUCCUGUCUAUUUGCACUUGUCGUUGGCCUACUGGUGCGUUGGACGGGGAGGUUCAAAUGGCUAGCAUUGUACUUCGCCAUUCCCCUUAUGAUGCUAGGGGUUGGGCUUAUGGUCGAGUUCCGGCGCCCAAACAGCGACAUUGGAUAUAUCAUUAUGACCCAAAUUUUUGUUGCCGUGUCUGGAGGAACGAUAGUUCUUUGUGGAGAGCUGGCCAUGAUGGCACCAUCAGAUCAGCAGCAUCUCGCCGCAGUUAUUGCUGUGCUCAAUUUAUUCGGAAGCAUCGGUAGCGCUGCGGGGGGGACGGUAGCGACAGCUAUAUGGACCAGUGUCUUCCCGGAGGCGCUUCGGAAGUAUUUGCCACCAGAUGUGGAUGCUGACCAAGUAUACGCAUCCAUCAUUGCUCAGAUGUAUUAUCGGCCAGGGACCGCUGCGAGGGAUGCUAUAAAUCGAGCAUACGGUGAUGCGCAACGAUAUAUGCUCAUUACCAGCCUUUGUCUCUUGGCGGGUGCAUUGGUAUCCGUGGCAUGCUGGAGGGACAUUAGGGUCAAAGAUAAUAAACAGGUGAAGGGCAUGGUUGUCUAG
Molecule: messenger RNA, 1779 nt
Organism: Exophiala aquamarina CBS 119918
Lineage: Eukaryota; Fungi; Ascomycota; Eurotiomycetes; Chaetothyriales; Herpotrichiellaceae
Exons: 3
Coding region: 1-1779 (592 amino acids)
Biological process (GO): transmembrane transport
Molecular function (GO): transmembrane transporter activity
Source: RefSeq, a predicted model, not a curated record